Mobula hypostoma (lesser devil ray) is the source of this 1288-nucleotide messenger RNA. Its product is annotated as ras-related protein Rab-11B-like. NCBI's taxonomy places the organism in Eukaryota, Metazoa, Chordata, Chondrichthyes, Myliobatiformes, Myliobatidae. The coding region runs from base 115 to 768 and encodes 217 amino acids. Gene Ontology annotation, cellular component: recycling endosome; Golgi apparatus. Gene Ontology annotation, molecular function: GTP binding; GTPase activity. The transcript has 5 exons. Gene Ontology annotation, biological process: exocytosis. The record is from RefSeq and is a predicted model, not a curated record.
GGCGCUAGCUCCUCCUGCUCGAUCUCGGAAGGUCUCCGCUUCCUUCCUAAUACAGGAUCUUGGUAAUUUCUUCACCCAUUGCGCAGAGCCGAGUGAGCGAGCGGGGAUAGUGCGAUGGGGAGCCGAGAGGAUGAAUACGACUAUUUAUUCAAAGUUGUGCUAAUUGGGGAUUCCGGGGUUGGAAAGAGCAACCUCCUGUCGAGGUUCACACGCAACGAGUUUAACCUGGAAAGUAAAAGUACCAUUGGAGUUGAGUUUGCCACCAGGAGUAUCCAGGUAGAUGGAAAGACAAUUAAAGCCCAGAUCUGGGACACAGCAGGACAGGAGCGAUACCGUGCCAUCACUUCAGCGUACUACCGUGGAGCUGUAGGUGCCCUGUUGGUGUAUGAUAUCGCCAAACAUCUAACAUACGAGAACGUAGAGCGAUGGCUGAAAGAAUUGCGUGAUCAUGGUGACAACAAUAUUGUCAUCAUGCUGGUUGGGAACAAGAGUGACCUUCGCCACCUGAGAGCUGUGCCAACGGAUGAGGCACGGGCCUUUGCUGAGAAGAACUCGCUUUCAUUUAUUGAAACAUCUGCUUUGGACUCAACUAAUGUGGAGGAGGCUUUCCAAAAUAUUUUAACAGAAAUUUACCGUAUUGUUUCUCAGAAGCAAAUCUCGGACCGGAUGGCACACGAGACACCUGGCAGUGAUGUGGUUGAGAUUGACGUGCCCCCAACCAGUGAUGGGCAGAAAUCUAGUAAACUGCAGUGUUGUCAGAAUAUGUGACCCACUUAUUUUGCUCUGUUCUAAUUCCCCACCCCAGCCUGUCCAUCGUUGUGUGUUCGGAACAUUUAAGUCCAACUAUUGAACAAUUUUAUUUUGUUUUGCUGUUACCAUAAGCAGCAAAUAAUUGCCUGAAAAGUACAGAUGUUUGCUCAAUGCCUACAGACAAGUUGCCACUAAUUUAAACAUUUUUAACCAGCCUCUAAAUCUCAGCUGAGAGUAAAGAAACGGAGGCAAGCUGACAAAGUUUUCCAUGGCAUUCUACAGCCUGGAUGAUGGAAGGAAAGCCUUGCCUGUUUGCAUCUCCAAAGACCUUAGAGAGGUGACCGGGUACGAUCUCAUUCCAGUUCCAAUUGGUUCUGGAUCCACAGCACAAACCUGGAAUAAUUCAGGACAAAUUCAAUUUCAGUUCAUUUGAAGUGACUUAAGAGAAAGUAUUUAAGCAGAGAUGAAAUAUUUGUUCUACUAAAGAACAUCUGCUGUUUUAUAGUAAAUACACUUAAAAAAUAAAUGUUAAACUCUA